Messenger RNA from Cutaneotrichosporon oleaginosum, 487 nucleotides. RefSeq lists its product as uncharacterized. NCBI's taxonomy places the organism in Eukaryota, Fungi, Basidiomycota, Tremellomycetes, Trichosporonales, Trichosporonaceae. Gene Ontology annotation, biological process: SRP-dependent cotranslational protein targeting to membrane. Gene Ontology annotation, molecular function: 7S RNA binding. The record is from RefSeq and is a predicted model, not a curated record. Gene Ontology annotation, cellular component: signal recognition particle, endoplasmic reticulum targeting.
CUUCCAUCUAGUUCAACGUAAUCAGCUACAGCUCAGCGGCCACGAUGGUGUACACCAAGACGUGGACCGAGUUUGAAAGUGCGGUCAUUGACCUGUACAACCGCGCGCCGAGGAAGGCGCGCUAUGUCGUAAAGUUCGAGCCAAAGACGGGCAAGCUGGUGAUCAAGGUGACCGAUGACAGCAAGUGUCUCAUGUACAAGACGCACUCGGCCAUCAUCCUGAACCGCUUCGAGACGCUCAACCACCGCCUCCUGUCUACUAUCGCUAACGCGCGCCGCCGCGCGCCCACGGCGCCAUUGCUCAACUCUGGCUCCGCUGGCGUGGGCACACCUGCUGCUGAGGGAGACGACCCCAUGUCCGGUGGUGGUGUAGCAUCGCCAGCACAGGCGCCCGGGACACCGAAGCCUGCACCGGCAGCUGGGGGUGGCGGGAAGAAGAAGAAGAAGAAGGGCAAGCGGUAGUGGGGAUGCAUGUUGUAUAAUUCUGG